GACUGGAAAACACGUGACGCGGAAAACAAACUAUCAGGGCGUAAAGUCCACAGGCUACAGCAGGUCGACCGUGUGAAAACACAUUGUCCUAAAGAAGUCCUUCUCCUAUGUAGUCUUAUCAUAAUGGAGAUUCAAGUAUUUACCAUAGAUGCCUUUUCUAAUCUACCGUUCAGGGGAAAUCCCGCCGCAAUUUGUCCACUUAAGCAUGAACUGACAGAUGACUUGUAUCAGAAGAUAGCCGCAGAGAUGAACCUGUCAGAAACAGCUUUCAUCACCUGCAUCAACCCCUCUGACAAUUUCACCACAGGAUCAAGGUUCCGACUGCGAUGGUUCACACCAACGACUGAAGUGAAUCUGUGCGGUCAUGCAACUCUAGCCUCUGCAGCAGUGCUGUUCAAACAUAAGGAGAAUGUGAAUCCCAAACUGGUGUUUGAGACGAGGAGUGGAGAUCUGGCUGUCACGCUGCAGGGGGAAGGGUACGUUAUGGACUUUCCUCUCAACCCGCCCACAAAGCAGGAUGCCAGUAGCUUCAAAGACAUCUUAAAGGCUUCAGUCGCAAAGCACCCGAUCCAGGACGUGCAGCUGUGCUCCAUCACUAAGAAACUGUUGGUUCGACUGUCUGACAGCUGUGAAAGGUCAGUGCUAACCAGUCUGAAGGUUGACGCUGUUGCUCUUCAGAACAGUGAGACGAGUGGAAGAGUGAAAGGACUAAUCCUCACCAUGAGAGGAUCCCCAGACUGCCAGCCAGGAUACGACUUCUACUCCAGAUACUUUGCUCCAUGGUACGGCAUCGCUGAAGAUCCUGUUACUGGUUCCGCCCACACCGUGCUGGGUGGCUACUGGUCUAAGGAACUAGGAAAGAAGAAAAUGCUGGCUUACCAGUGCUCCAGUCGAGGGGGGGAGCUGGAACUAGAAGUGAAAGACGACGGAAGAAUCAACAUCGCUGGACAGGCCGUCACGGUGCUGCAGGGAACAAUCACACUAUAGCCACAUGCUAACGAGCUGGGGGUGACGGGACAAGUCAUUAUGUGCCAGCACAGAGAACCAGACACAGGAUAUGUAUGAUUUCAUAAAAGUAACAAGACGGGAUUUAAAUAAAAAAGCUAAAUUAAA
This is a messenger RNA of Eleginops maclovinus (Patagonian blennie), 1113 nucleotides long. RefSeq names its product phenazine biosynthesis-like domain-containing protein 1. Gene Ontology annotation, cellular component: cytoplasm. The coding region runs from base 124 to 987 and encodes 287 amino acids. Gene Ontology annotation, biological process: biosynthetic process. The record is from RefSeq and is a predicted model, not a curated record. Gene Ontology annotation, molecular function: isomerase activity. NCBI's taxonomy places the organism in Eukaryota, Metazoa, Chordata, Actinopteri, Perciformes, Eleginopidae. The transcript has 10 exons.